This is a messenger RNA of Sphaerodactylus townsendi, 1632 nucleotides long. It is a transcript of the gene COPS4, whose product is annotated as COP9 signalosome subunit 4. Gene Ontology annotation, cellular component: cytosol; COP9 signalosome. Bases 72 to 1292 code for a protein of 406 amino acids. Lineage: Eukaryota; Metazoa; Chordata; Lepidosauria; Squamata; Sphaerodactylidae. The transcript is spliced from 10 exons. The record is from RefSeq and is a predicted model, not a curated record.
UUGGGCUGUAGGUGUCUCCCUCGCCCCGCCCUCCGGAAGCGCUGGGCACCCGGCGGGGGGGUGGGGACAAGAUGGCGGCCGCCGUGAGGCAGGAGCUGACCCAGCUGAUGAGCUCCAGCGGUUCCCACAAGGAUCUGGCCGGGAAGUAUCGUCAGAUAUUGGAAAAAGCUAUUCAGCUGUCAGGAGCUGAGCAGUUAGAAGCAUUAAAAGCUUUUGUUGAAGCAAUGGUGAACGAAAAUGUCAGCUUAGUGAUUUCACGGCAGUUACUGACAGACUUCUGUACCCACCUUCCAAGCCUUCCUGAUAGCACGGCCAAAGAGAUUUACCACUUCACCUUGGAAAAAAUCCAGCCUCGUGUUAUUUCCUUUGAGGAACAGGUCGCUUCUAUCAGGCAACAUCUUGCAUCGAUUUAUGAGAAGGAAGAAGACUGGAGGAAUGCUGCACAAGUGUUGGUGGGAAUUCCUUUGGAAACAGGCCAGAAGCAAUACAAUGUGGACUAUAAACUGGAAACCUAUCUGAAAAUUGCCCGGCUGUAUCUGGAGGAUGAUGAUCCUGUUCAGGCAGAGGCGUACAUCAACAGGGCGUCCCUCCUGCAGAAUGAAUCAACCAAUGAGCAGCUACAGAUCCACUAUAAGGUGUGUUACGCUCGGGUUCUCGACUACAGAAGGAAGUUCAUUGAAGCCGCCCAGAGAUAUAAUGAGCUGUCCUACAAGAGCAUCGUCCACGAAAGUGAACGAUUGGAGGCUCUGAAACAUGCUUUGCAUUGUACCAUCUUAGCAUCGGCAGGGCAGCAGCGUUCCCGAAUGCUAGCCACUCUGUUUAAGGAUGAACGGUGCCAGCAGCUUUCAGCCUAUGGGAUCCUGGAGAAAAUGUAUCUAGACAGGAUUAUCCGAGGGAAUCAGCUGCAAGAAUUUGCUGCAAUGCUCAUGCCGCAUCAGAAAGCAACAACAGCUGACGGUUCCAGUAUCUUGGACAGAGCUGUCAUUGAACAUAAUUUAUUAUCUGCAAGCAAACUAUAUAACAACAUUACUUUUGAAGAACUUGGAGCAUUGUUAGAAAUCCCUGCAGCCAAGGCAGAAAAGAUUGCCUCCCAGAUGAUAACAGAAGGCCGCAUGAAUGGAUUUAUUGAUCAGAUAGAUGGAAUCGUUCACUUCGAAACUCGUGAAGCCUUGCCAACUUGGGACAAGCAGAUCCAGUCCCUUUGCUUCCAAGUGAACAAUCUUCUGGAGAAGAUCAGCCAGACUGCCCCAGAAUGGACAGCCCUGGCCAUGGAAGCUCAGAUGGCUCAGUAGGCUCUCCAAGCUUUAGAGAAGAAACAUUUAUAUUUAUGUCGUCUAAACAUGUGAAAGAGGCAUAAGGAACUGAACUUACUACUUUAUCUCAACAUACGGUAGAACCACGAAUAGGGAAAGCGUAGCGAGUGUAUAUGGUGAUUUCUAACUUUUUUUCUCUCAAAGGCGCAUUAGUCCAUUGUUUUUAAAGCUGUUUAAAACAACCAGAAGCGUGUUUUGUUAUUAAUUUCAGUUGCUUAGUGGCCUUGUGAAUAUUUUUGUGUUGUGAAAACUGAAGUGAUGUAUUCUCUUUUGUUAUAGCUGUUCCAAUAAAGACAAGUUGGGCGUUAAUGAAACAGUA